Frieseomelitta varia is the source of this 4183-nucleotide messenger RNA. RefSeq names its product SPEG neighbor protein-like. Gene Ontology annotation, cellular component: neuron projection membrane. The transcript is spliced from 7 exons. The record is from RefSeq and is a predicted model, not a curated record. Gene Ontology annotation, biological process: synapse organization. NCBI's taxonomy places the organism in Eukaryota, Metazoa, Arthropoda, Insecta, Hymenoptera, Apidae. The coding region runs from base 1188 to 2012 and encodes 274 amino acids.
CGUCUCUCCCGGGCCGUGUCGCAUGCACUGUCAGUUUCGCUCGGAUACUCGUACACGAGUUUCGUCGUGUUACCCUGUACGAUCGUCGCGCUCCUUGUUUCAACGGGGUGAAAACUCCGCUUCGGAGAGAAGAUCCAUCCGCGCGCAGCGCACACUCCACACGCACGCUCCUAUUUCCUCCAAUUCGUUGGACGACACGUUUUGCAAUUGACAGGGAUCGGAUCGCCUGUUUGACGUUAGCCGAAGUUAGCAUUUCGUUUAGCAACGUCGAAUACCGGGAACGCGGUAGUAAUUUUCCGUGGGCCGUCGCUACGAGAGAAGAAUGAAGAUCAGUUGAGACCCGGUUCCAUUUGCAUAAUAGAAUAUAUUUUAAGGAGAGGUCGCGGUGCACGAGCCCCGACGUAAAUGAAUAUUUCCGUUGUCUUGGUCGUUUUCAAACGUUGCUCGAUUUCAAACGACACGGCAGAAUAAAAAAAAAAAAAGGAGAAGCGAAGGAAGGGGUUGUUCGUUUCUCCGUAAUCGUAAUGGUCAAUUAGGCAGUUCACGGAUAGAAAGGCACGUUUCUAGCGGGAAGACGGAGAGAGGCACUAGUGUCGCCAAGUGAAGAAGAGAGACCGGACGAUUAUGGGAAAGAAGUAUCGGGGACGAUUUCUAUGCAUGCCAACGCGUAGAUCUCGAAUAGCGGAGACAUAAUGGCGACAUCCAGUGAAAAACCAUACAAAAAUCGGAUGCCCAUCCCCUAUUCGUAUCCUCUAUUGCGAUUUUGAUCUGUACGCGCUUUUGUCUCGCUGAGAUGCUGUAUCGAACGUUCGAUUCUGGAUUAUCGUACCACACCAGGGGGAGAUUAACGCGUCGUGGAUGGGAUCGCUUCGAUGAAAAUAAUAACUGAUAAGUGAAAGUUUUGCCCCGAAGGAAGAACGAUCGCGUAGAAGACGCGAAAACUCUUUUUUGUUCCUUGCUGCCUCCUCACUUCGUGUUCCUCUUCCAUUUCUCCUCCUCCUCCUCCUCCUCUUCCUCUUCCCGCCCCUCCCUCCCUCCUCCUCCUCCUCUCCUCUACAGCCCACCGGUUGAAACGAGAGCUGCGGUGGAUUUUCUUCUUUUCUUCUGUUUUUUCGUUCCUUUUGUAAAACGCGACGAUUAUAUCGAGCGACAUCGUGUGGAUCGACUAUGAGAGAGAGAAACAAAAAAUGAAGGGUUUAUUUUUUACCCUGGGUCUAUUGUUUUCGGUGCAAAGACUCGCCUGGAGCACGGCUGAUCAGGAGAUGCACGAGAAUCGAGCACUGGAACCGCUCGAUCGUGGGCCUUACUUCGACGUCUCUGCGUCGCGGAACGUCACCGCGCUUGUUGGCAAAACGGCCACCCUCAAUUGCCGUGUACGAAACCUGGGCGAUCGUACGGUUUCCUGGGUAAGGCACAGGGAUAUCCAUCUUUUGACCGUUGGCGUUGAAACAUACACGUCCGACCAAAGAUUCGUGGCAUCACACUUCCCCCGAACCGAAGAUUGGACGCUCCAAGUGAAAUAUCCUCAGCGUCGUGAUUCCGGGACCUACGAGUGCCAAGUGUCAACGACACCACCGAUCGGUCAUUCGAUGCAUCUCUCCGUUGUCGAACCUGUCACGUCGAUCGUCGGGGAACCAGAGAUGUUCAUAAAUAAGGAUAGCACCAUGAAUCUCACUUGCGUGGUACGUCACAGCCCCGAACCACCGACCGCCAUUUAUUGGACCCACGAUCACGAGGUGAUCAACUACGACAGUCCUAGGGGAGGCGUAUCGGUGAUCACCGAAAAGGGGGAAGUUACAACGUCGUAUCUUCUGGUUCAGCGUGCCCAGCCUGCAGAUAGCGGCCAGUAUACUUGCCAUCCGAGUAACGCUAAUACAAAGACUGUUCUCGUGCACGUACUUAAUGGGGAACAUCCAGCGGCGAUGCAACAUGGUGGCCAACUGAGGCUGGCAAAUCUGCCAUUCGUAAUGAUCUCGACGACACUGCUAGCCUUCCUGAAUCAUCGUUAUUGAACCCAGCUAUCGUCGUGGGAUCACGAGACACUCAUUUCGAAUAUUCAUCGAUUAAAUUAACACGUCACUAGUAGCCGGCUUCUGAAAAUCGAGAAUUUAGGCCCACAUUGAGAAGUGGCUGCUACGAGGAGAAAGUGACGACCAUCUUGAAAGUAUACGAAUCACGUUAAAAAAGAAAAGAUAUCGAUGAGAAAUGGAAUGGUAAAGUGAUAUUAUUGAAUCAAGAACAUGGAGUAAGGUCUGUGAAGGAGGGAGGCAGAAUGGUGAAGGUGGAAUCGGACCAUAUUGCGGCACAACGGAUGCUGAAUGCAUUAUAAGAAAAGUAGUCUGUUAUAAUGAAAUAAUAUAAGACUUAAUGUGUAGGAUGUCCCGAAAUUGAACAAUCAAAUCAUAUUUCCUUUACUUCGUGGAUCAAGAUAAUGAAAGAAGAAACACUUGUCAAAUACGUUUUUUCCUUUUUGAAUAACUUAAAAUUAAUUUAACAAUAAUAAAUGUAAUGAAUGUUAGAUCAAAUUUCACUCAGUUUGAAUUGGGAUAAUUCCUUCAUUACUAUUUAUGGAUAAAUAAUGAUUUUAAAUUAAUUUAACAAUAAAUGUAAUGAAUGUUCGAUCAAAUUUCACUCAGUUUGAAUUGGAAUGAUUCCAUCAUUACUAUUUAUGGACAAAUAAUGAUUUCAGUUGAUAAUUUUAUAGUUUCUUUACAGACUUUUCCAAAAUAUGGCUAUAAUUUGUAUAUGCAUUAUGAAAUAUUAAUAAUUGUUAGUAUUAAAAUCAAUUUUUAUUUUGAUUUUUCAAUUCUGGAACAUCUUAAAAAAAAAAAAAUGAGAAAAAAUAAAUAAAAAAGUAAAUUGUCAAUGGUAAUAAUAGUUCGCUGAAGACGAACCGUUUAAUGCUGAAUAAAGUACGAUUUUAUUUACUACGUUACAGUUAUGAGACAAUACAUUAUACUUGCCGAAGGAAAUGUACGAAUUAUUGUUGGCGUACGAUUAAGAUUUUAUAGUUUCGUUAUAAACGAUUUCUUAUACGAGGUGAAUAAAGUAUAACGUUAUAAGUGAAUUUUUUCGUAAAUUACUGCACAUGUUGAUUUCAUUUUUUGUUUAAUUAAACAGAACUAAUAGACUAUAUUUAUUUGCCAUAUAUUAUGCUUUCAACAAGUCAUUAACCAAUUUGAAUAUAAAGAAAAUAUCUCAUUCCUAUAUAAAACGAAUAAGAAAAAAAAAUCAUUUCUUGAACUAUUGUCCUAGAAAAAUUUAUUGCAACGAUUGCUUAAUUUUAAAAUAUGAAAUCAAUGUAUGUAAUAAUUAUUGAAAAACCAGCGUAUAACAUUGUACUUGACUCACUCUAUGGUAUAUACCCUAUGUUACACUCUUUAAAGAACGAAGAAAUGUUAGGGAAAAUUUGUUUGAUCUGCGAGACGAUGAGAACGGGAGAAGAGAAAGCGUAAACUUGGUCUCCAAUCAAUGUAAACUGAGAGUCCGGAUUAAAGGCACGAAAUAAAUCUGGAUAAAUCUUCGAAUUCGAUCUGGAUAUUCGGCGAGUCAUAGCUUCAGGCGAGAAUAAAAGAGCGUUUCACCCUAAAAAGGACAGUGAUGACAAACUAACAGCAAUGUUAAGAAACAAAAAGCACAGCAAUCGUUAUUUUCAUUUUGUUCGUUUUAUUUAUUCUUCUGUUGUGUUGUAUGAAAAUAUCUGUCCAAAAAAUGAAUAAACGGUUUCUCGAUGGGGGGGGGGGGGGGGAUUGAAGAAAAAGACAUUGAACUAUGUUCGCUGUACUAGAAUCGCUGUAAAAGUUAGUCAAGGUUAACACGAACAUACCUAGGAAAUUAACGGUAUAUUGAAAAUGGAAAUUCGAUCGAGAUGUUGAUCGGUUGACAAAUUAUUAAUACGCAGAAAUAUAAGUAGAGAUCGCUUGAAUUUUAAAUUAAUAUUUUUUGGAACGAUCAUAGAGUUCCUCAGCGGGGGCAGAACAAAAUUUCUAAUAAUAUGGUCUUGAUUUAACUGGAAUGAAUCACGAUUAGCGGUAAAUCGCAAUCUGUUAUCGCAGUAUAGAAAACGUUAAACUCGAAACGUAAAGGUGAGGAGAUAACCGAGUAGGAACAACGGAUACUAUAAAUUAAAACGAAAAAAAAAAAAAAAAAGAAAAGAAAUCAUGUACCCAUUCGGUUUUAAGUU